This is a messenger RNA of Lutra lutra (Eurasian river otter), 15359 nucleotides long. It is a transcript of the gene SEC16A, whose product is annotated as SEC16 homolog A, endoplasmic reticulum export factor. Bases 277 to 13794 code for a protein of 4505 amino acids. Gene Ontology annotation, molecular function: Notch binding; signaling receptor activity; calcium ion binding. Gene Ontology annotation, cellular component: endoplasmic reticulum exit site; ER to Golgi transport vesicle membrane. Lineage: Eukaryota; Metazoa; Chordata; Mammalia; Carnivora; Mustelidae. Gene Ontology annotation, biological process: cell differentiation; Golgi organization; regulation of DNA-templated transcription. The record is from RefSeq and is a predicted model, not a curated record. The transcript has 65 exons.
UCACUAGUGCCUCGGCCGCGGGAGGGAGCGCAGGGGCGCGGGGCGCGGGCGCGGGCGCGAGCGCAGCGGAGGAACGAGCCGGGGAACGAGCGGGGGCACGAGCCGGGCCCGGAGGCCGCGAGGGUCCCAGCGCCGCCCGCCCGCCGAGAAGCAGAGAGCAGCCGCGGGCCGCCGCCGCCGCUCGUGGGACCGUCCGGCGCGCGCCCGUGCGCCCGAGCCCCGCCGUCCCGGCGCAGGAGGCCGCCCCCCGGCGCAGCGGGCAGGGGGCGGGCAGGCAUGCUGCGGCUCCCGGCGCCCCUGCUCUGCCUGGUGCUGCUGCCCGCGCUCGCCGCACGAGGUCUGCGAUGUUCCCAGCCCAGUGAGGGCUGCCUGAAUGGCGGGAAGUGUGAAGUGUUCCCCAACGGCACCGAGGCCUGUGUCUGCAGUGGGGCCUUCGCGGGCCAGCGGUGCCAGGCGCCCAACCCCUGCCUCAGCGCCCCCUGCAAGAACGCUGGGACGUGCCACGCUGUGGACCGUGGGGGUCUGGUGGACUACGCCUGUACCUGCCGCCUGGGCUUCUCCGGGCCCCUCUGCCUGACACCCCGAGACAACGCCUGCCUGUCUACCCCCUGCCGCAAUGGGGGCACCUGUGACCUGCUCACGCUCACCGAGUACAAGUGUCGCUGCCCCCCAGGCUGGUCAGGGAAGACGUGCCAGCAGGCCGACCCAUGCGCCUCCAACCCCUGUGCCAACGGCGGCCAGUGCCUGCCCUUCGAGGCCUCGUACAUCUGUGGCUGCCCGCCCGGCUUCCACGGCCCCACCUGCCGGCAGGACGUGAACGAGUGCAGCCAGAACCCUAGGCUUUGCCAGAACGGGGGCACCUGCCACAACGAGGUCGGCUCCUACCGCUGCACCUGCCGCGCCACCCACACCGGUCCCCACUGCGAGCUCCCCUAUGUGCCAUGCAGCCCCUCCCCCUGCCAGAAUGGGGGCACCUGCCGCCCCACGGGGGACACCACCCACGAGUGCGCCUGCCUGCCAGGCUUCACCGGCCAGAACUGUGAGGAGAACGUGGACGACUGUCCCGGGAACAACUGCGAGAACGGAGGGGCCUGUGUGGACGGUGUGAACACCUACAACUGCCGCUGCCCCCCGGAGUGGACAGGUCAGUACUGCACCGAGGACGUGGAUGAGUGCCAGCUGAUGCCAAACGCCUGCCAGAAUGGCGGGACGUGCCACAACAGCCACGGCGGCUAUGCCUGUGUGUGCGUCAACGGCUGGACAGGCGAGGACUGCAGCGAGAACAUCGACGACUGCGCCAGUGCUGCCUGCUUCCACGGUGCCACCUGCCACGACCGCGUGGCCUCUUUCUACUGCGAGUGUCCCCACGGCCGCACGGGUCUGCUCUGCCACUUGAACGAUGCGUGCAUCAGCAACCCUUGCAACGAGGGCUCCAACUGUGACACCAACCCUGUGAACGGCAAGGCCAUCUGCACCUGCCCCUCGGGGUACACGGGGCCAGCCUGCAGUCAGGACGUGGACGAGUGCUCACUGGGCGCCAACCCCUGUGAGCACGCGGGCAAGUGCAUCAACACACUGGGCUCCUUCGAGUGCCAGUGUCUGCAGGGCUACACCGGCCCCCGCUGCGAGAUCGACGUCAACGAGUGCAUCUCAAACCCGUGUCAAAAUGACGCUACCUGCCUGGACCAGAUUGGGGAGUUCCAGUGCAUCUGCAUGCCUGGCUACGAGGGCGUGCACUGUGAGAUCAACACGGACGAGUGUGCCAGCAGCCCCUGUCUCCAGAACGGCCACUGCCUGGACAAAAUCAACGAGUUUGUGUGCGAGUGCCCCACGGGCUUCACCGGACAUCUGUGUCAGUAUGACGUGGAUGAGUGCGCAAGCACACCCUGUGAGAACGGCGCCAAGUGCCUGGAUGGGCCCAGCACCUACACCUGCGUGUGCACGGAAGGCUACACAGGGCCGCACUGUGAGGUGGACAUUGAUGAGUGUGACCCGGACCCGUGCCACUACGGGGUGUGCAAGGACGGGGUGGCCACCUUCACCUGUCUGUGCCAGCCAGGCUACACGGGCCACCACUGUGAGAGCAACAUCAACGAGUGCCACAGCCAGCCUUGCCGCCACGGCGGCACCUGCCAGGACCGGGACAACGCCUACCUCUGCGCCUGCCUCAAGGGGACCACAGGACCCAACUGUGAGACAAACCUGGACGACUGCGCCAGCAGCCCCUGUGACUCGGGCACGUGCCUGGACAAGAUCGACGGCUACGAGUGCGCGUGUGAGCCCGGCUACACAGGGAGCAUGUGCAACGUGAACAUCGAUGACUGCGCAAGCAGCCCGUGCCACCACGGGGGCACCUGUGAGGAUGGAAUCAACAGCUUCACGUGCCGCUGCGCCGAGGGCUACCACGGCCCCACCUGCCUGUCCGAGGUCAACGAGUGCAGCAGCAACCCCUGCGUCCACGGGGCCUGCCGUGACAGCCUCAACGGGUACAAGUGUGACUGUGACCCUGGGUGGAGUGGGGCCAACUGUGACGUGAACGACAAUGAGUGUGAGUCCAACCCCUGUGCCAACGGUGGCUCCUGCAGGGACAUGACCAGCGGCUACGUGUGCACCUGCCGCGAGGGCUUCAGUGGCCCCAACUGCCAAACCAACGUCAACGAGUGUGCGUCCAACCCGUGCCUGAACCGGGGCUCGUGCAUCGAUGACGUGGCUGGCUACAAGUGCAGCUGCCCGCUGCCCUACACAGGAGCCACAUGUGAGGUGGUGCUGGCCCCGUGUGCUCCCGGCCCCUGCAGAAACGGGGGCGUGUGCAAGGAGUCUGAGGACUAUGAGAGUUUCUCCUGCAUCUGCCCCAUGGGCUGGCAAGGACAGACCUGCGAGGUCGACAUUAACGAGUGUGUGAAGAGCCCGUGCCGGAACGGCGCCUCCUGCCAGAACACCGAUGGCAGCUACCGCUGCCACUGCCGAGCGGGCUUCACAGGGCACACCUGCGAGACGGACGUGGACGACUGCCGGCCAAACCCAUGCCACAACGGUGGCUCCUGCACCGAUGGCGUCAACACGGCUUUCUGCAGUUGCCUGCCCGGCUUCCAGGGGCCCUUCUGCGAGGAGGACAUCAACGAGUGCGCCAGCAACCCGUGCCGCCAUGGGGCCAACUGCACAGACUGUGUGGACAGCUACACCUGCACUUGCCCUGCGGGCUUCAGCGGCAUCCACUGUGAGAACAACACGCCCGACUGCACAGAGAGCUCCUGCUUCAAUGGGGGCACCUGUGUGGACGGCAUUGACUCCUUCACCUGCCUGUGUCCGCCGGGCUUCACGGGCAGCUACUGCCAGCACGAUGUCAACGAGUGCGACUCGCGGCCCUGCCUGCAUGGGGGCACCUGCCAGGACAGUUACGGGACCUACAAGUGUACCUGCCCCCAGGGCUACACGGGCCUCAAUUGCCAGAGCCUCGUGCGCUGGUGCGACUCCUCCCCCUGCAAGAACGAUGGCAAGUGCUGGCAGACCAGCGCCCUGUACCGGUGCGAGUGCCACAGCGGCUGGACUGGCCUCUACUGCGACGUGCCCAACGUGUCCUGUGAGGUGGCCGCCCAGCGGCAAGACAUCAACGUCACCCACCUGUGCCGAAACGGGGGGCUCUGCGUAGAUGCGGGCAACACCCACCAUUGCCGCUGCCAGGCAGGCUACACGGGCAGCUACUGCGAGGACCAGGUGGACGAGUGCUCACCCAGCCCCUGCCAGAACGGGGCCACCUGCACCGACUACCCUGGUGGCUACUCCUGUGAGUGUGUGGCCGGGUACCAUGGCGUGAACUGCUCCGAGGAGAUCAACGAGUGUCUGUCCCAGCCGUGCCGGAACGGGGGCACCUGCAUCGACCUCACUAACACCUACAAGUGCUCCUGUCCCCGGGGCACACAGGGCAUGCACUGUGAGGUCAACGUGGAUGACUGCAGCCCCCCCAUCGACCCCAUCUCCCGGGGCCCCAAGUGCUUUAACAAUGGCACCUGUGUGGACCAGGUGGGCGGCUACAGCUGCACCUGCCCACCCGGCUUCGUGGGCGAGCGCUGUGAGGGGGACGUGAAUGAGUGCCUGUCCAACCCCUGCGACGCCCGUGGCACCCAGAACUGCGUGCAGCGCGUCAACGACUUCUACUGCGAGUGCCGCGCCGGCCACACUGGACGCCGCUGUGAGUCGGUCAUCAACGGCUGCAAGGGCAGGCCCUGCCAGAACGGGGGCACCUGCGCGGUGGCCUCCAACACUGCCCGCGGGUUCAUCUGCAAGUGCCCGGCGGGCUUCGAGGGCGCCACGUGCGAGAACGACGCGCGCGCCUGUGGGAGCCGGCGCUGCCUCAACGGCGGCACGUGCAUCUCGGGCCCACGCAGCCCUACCUGCCUGUGCCUGGGCGCCUUCACCGGCCCCGAGUGCCAGUUCCCAGCCGGCAGCCCCUGCGUGGGCGGGAACCCUUGCUACAACCAGGGCAGCUGCGAGCCCACGGCCGAGAGCCCCUUCUACCGCUGCCUGUGCCCUGCCAAGUUCAACGGGCUCCUGUGCCACAUCCUGGACUACAGCUUCGGGGGCGGCCUGGGCCUGGACAUCCCGCCACCGCAGGUCGAGGAGGCGUGUGCGCUGCCCGAGUGCCGCGAGGAGGCGGGCAACAGGGUGUGCAGCCUGAGCUGCAACAACCACGCGUGCGGCUGGGACGGCGGCGACUGCUCGCUCAACUUCAACGACCCCUGGCAGAACUGCUCGCAGUCGCUGCAGUGCUGGAAGUACUUCAGCAACGGCCGCUGCGACAGCCAGUGCAGCUCCGCCGGCUGCCUGUUCGACGGCUUCGACUGCCAGCGCGCGGAGGGCCAGUGCAACCCCCUGUACGACCAGUACUGCAAGGACCACUUCGGCGACGGGCACUGCGACCAGGGCUGCAACAGCGCCGAGUGCGAGUGGGACGGGCUGGACUGCGCGGAGCACGUGCCCGAGCGGCUGGCGGCCGGCGCGCUGGUGCUGGUGGUGCUGACGCCGCCCGCACAGCUGCGCAACCGCUCCCUGCACUUCCUGCGGGAGCUCAGCCGCCUGCUGCACACCAACGUGGUGUUCAAGCGCGACGCCCACGGCCAGCCCAUGAUCUUCCCGUACUACGGCCGCGAGGAGGAGCUGCGCAAGCACCCCAUCAAGCGUGCGGCCGACGGCUGGGCCGUGCCUGGCGCCCUGCUGGACCGGGUGGAGGCCGCCCUCCUGCCGGGCGGCGGGGCCGGCCGCCGGCGCAGGGAGCUGGACCCCAUGGACAUCCGCGGAUCCAUCGUCUACCUGGAGAUUGACAACCGGCAGUGUGUCCAGUCGUCCUCCCAGUGCUUCCAGAGCGCCACGGACGUGGCCGCCUUUCUGGGUGCCCUGGCCUCACUAGGGAGCCUCAACAUCCCUUACAAGAUCGAGGCUGUGCAGAGUGAGACCGUGGAGCCGCCCCCACCCCCGCAGCUGCACUUCAUGUACGUGGCCGUGGCCGCCUUCGUGCUGCUCUUCUUUGUGGGCUGCGGGGUGCUGCUGUCCCGUAAGCGCCGGCGGCAGCAUGGCCAGCUCUGGUUCCCCGAGGGCUUCAAGGUGUCGGAGACCAGCAGGAAGAAGCGGCGGGAGCCCCUCGGCGAGGACUCCGUGGGCCUCAAGCCCCUGAAGAACAUGUCAGACGGCGCUCUCACAGACGACAACCAGAAUGAGUGGGAUGACGAGGACCUGGAGGCCAAGAAGUUCCGGUUCGAGGAGCCGGUGGUUCUUCCCGACCGGGAUGACCAGACAGACCACCGGCAGUGGACGCAGCAGCACCUGGACGCCGCCGACCUGCGCGUGUCGGCCAUGGCCCCCACGCCGCCCCAGGGUGAAGCCGACGCUGACUGCAUGGACGUCAACGUCCGAGGGCCAGACGGCUUCACGCCCCUCAUGAUCGCCUCCUGCAGCGGCGGGGGCCUGGAGACGGGCAACAGCGAGGAGGAGGAGGACGCGCCCGCCGUCAUCUCCGACUUCAUCUACCAGGGCGCUAGCCUGCACAAUCAGACGGACCGCACCGGCGAGACCGCCCUGCACCUGGCCGCCCGCUACUCGCGCUCCGAUGCGGCCAAGCGCCUGCUGGAGGCCAGCGCAGAUGCCAACAUCCAAGACAACAUGGGGCGGACCCCGCUGCACGCGGCCGUGUCUGCCGACGCACAGGGAGUCUUCCAGAUCCUCAUCCGGAACCGAGCCACAGACCUGGACGCCCGCAUGCACGACGGCACGACGCCGCUGAUCCUAGCCGCCCGGCUGGCUGUGGAGGGCAUGCUGGAGGACCUGAUCAACUCGCACGCGGAUGUCAACGCCGUGGACGACCUGGGCAAGUCUGCCCUGCACUGGGCUGCCGCCGUGAAUAACGUGGAGGCAGCCGUCGUACUAUUGAAGAACGGGGCCAACAAAGACAUGCAGAGCAACAAGGAGGAGACACCCCUGUUCCUGGCUGCUCGGGAGGGCAGCUACGAGACCGCCAAGGUGUUGCUGGACCACUUCGCCAACCGGGACAUCACAGACCACAUGGACCGUCUGCCUCGCGACAUUGCACAAGAGCGUAUGCACCACGACAUCGUGCGGCUGCUGGAUGAGUACAGCCUGGUGCGCAGCCCCCCGCUGCACGGCACCGCCCUAGGCGGCGCGCCCACCCUGUCCCCGCCACUCUGCUCCCCCAACGGCUACCUGGGCAACCUCAAACCGGCCGUGCCAGGCAAGAAGGCCCGCAAGCCCAGCACAAAGGGCCUGGCCUGUGGCGGCAAGGAGGCCAAGGACCUCAAGGCGCGGAGGAAGAAAUCCCAGGACGGCAAGGGCUGCCUGCUGGACAGCUCGAGCGUGCUGUCGCCCGUGGACUCCCUUGAGUCGCCCCACGGCUACCUGUCGGACGUGGCCUCGCCGCCCCUCCUGUCCUCUCCGUUCCAGCAGUCCCCGUCCGUGCCCCUCAGCCACUUGCCCGGCAUGCCCGACGCCCACCUGGGUGUUGGCCACCUGAGUGUGGCUGCCAAGCCCGAGAUGGCAGCCCUGGGCGCAGGCGGCCGGCUGGCCUUCGAGGGGGGCCCGCCCCGGCUCUCCCACCUGCCCGUGGCCUCCAGCACCAGCACAGUCCUGGGCGCCGGCGCGGGCGGCGCAGCCGUGAAUUUCAGCGUAGGGGGGUCUGCAGGCUUGAACAGCCAGUGCGAGUGGCUGUCCCGGCUGCAGAACGGCCUGGUGCCCGGCCAGUACAACCCGCUACGCGGGAGCGUGGCGCCUGGCCCCCUGGGCACGCAGGCCCCGACCCUGCAGCACGGGAUGCUGGGCCCGCUGCACGCCGGCCUCUCCACCACGGCCGCCCUGUCCCAGAUGAUGAGCUACCAGGCCCUGCCCAGCACGCGCCUGGCCGGCCAGCCUCACCUGGAGCCGCACCUGGUGCAGGCGCAGCUGCAGCCGCCGCCGCAGGCAGCCCCGUCGGGCAUGGUUGGGCCACCUCCAGCUGGGACUCCUCAGAGCAUGUUCUGGUCCAACAGACCGUACAGGAGACAGGCAAAUAAUAAUGCACCCGGAACUCCGAUCACCUGCCCGCUGCAGCCCGUGACGGAUCCAUUUGCUUUUAGUAGACAGGCGCUACAAAGUACAUCGUUGGGCAGUUCGUCCAAAAGCAGCCCACCCCUUCCGCAAGGCCCGCCCCCACCAGCGUUCCUUCAGCACCCUGGUCUGCCUGCGGCUCACACGAAUGCCGGGGAUACCCCCCAAGGACCGAUGUCGCAGCCCAGAGCAGAUGGCAGUCUGUUUUCCAGCGUGCUGACCCCUUCGGCACCAUCGGAUCCCGAGGGGAACAAGAGUGCCGCGGUGGCUCCCAGCUCAGAACCUGAAGCUCAGACUCUGCCACAUCCUCAGUACGUUCCAGGAGCGGGUGCAGACAGUCCUCACGGGGGCCGUCCACACACGAACACGCUUAGGCCCGAUAGGCCCCUGAGUAGGCAGAGCCCACACGACAGUGCCACGGCAUCAGCACCAUCCCCAUUCUUCCCUCAGCCUCGUCAGCAAAUGCCAGGGCACUGGGGACCAGGGCAGGGAGGCGCACAACCCUCAGGUCAACAUUAUUGGCCCCGCCCGGAAGGACCUGUUCAGAGCGCGCUGCCCCACGCCUCCAGCGUUUCUCACUUCCCUGCUCUGUCUACCCUGCAUCAUGGUCCCAGCCACGAGCAGCUCAACCCGCUGGUAUCUUUGUCAGGACCCUUAGCCAGUGAUGGAAGCAACGAGGUGGCCUGCCUGCAAAGUGGAAACCGUUCAGCAAAUAACUUUGAUCCUGAAAAUGUGUUCAGGCAAAAUUCUAAAGCUGGGAAUACUCGGGCAAGCCAGGAGCUCAGGCCAAAUCCAGGAGUGAACAAAGAGCAGUUGCCGGACCUUGCUCUCAGUAAUCCCCUCACUCAGGGUAAUAGCCCAGAAAGCCAUUUGCACUGCCCCCCAGGGGCCGGGACCAGUCAAGCCUUGUCAGAAGCGGACUCCGGGGCGCUCUCCAUGUUUUUCCAAGGAGGGGAGACAGAAAAUGAGGAGAACCUCUCAUCCGAAAACACCGGCUCUGCUGGUCGGUCUGACUUCGGUGGCUUCUCCCCCAGCCCCGCACUUGGUCACCCUCCUGCACACAUGGGAGCAGGCGGCAUCUACCAGGCCUUUCCCAGAGGUUCCAACAGUGAGGCCACGCAGCAGGGAGGACACCCGCAACCUUACUUUUAUCAGACCGCAGGCGCCCCGCCUGACCACCCCACCGCGGCAAGUGCUCCCGUGACCACGUGGGGUGGCACACCCGGCGCAGGGGUGCACGCGGCCAGCAGCUCGCAGUCUGAGAACGUGGAAGACCUUGAAUUCAUUCAGAAUCAGGAAGUUCUGCCAAGUGAGCCUCAGAGUUUGGACCUUUCCUCCCCCAGCGAUCAGGUCAGAUAUGGGCCCCUGCCCGGGCCAGCAGUUCCCAGGCUCGGCAUUGUGGGCCACUCUGGGGGUGGGGGCCCAAAUCUCGAGGCGCCAGAUUCAGCGCCGCACCCCGUGCGCUCUGAUAGUGUGUCAUCCGGUUACAGCGGCAAGAGCCACAGGAAUCUCCCCAGUGUAGCCAGGCCCCAAGAUGUAGGCACUUUCAUUCAGCAGGAAGUUGGAAAACCUGAAGAUGAGUCUCCAGGGAGUUUUUUUAAGCAAAUUGAUUCUUCUCCUGUGGGAGGAGAGACAGACGAGACCACUGUGAGUCACCAUGGCAGCCUGUCCCAGCCCUCAACCCCAAGUCCCCCAAAACCCACUGGAAUAUUUCAGACAAGUGCAAAUAGUUCUUUUGAACCAGUGAAAUCCCACUUAGUUGGAGUCAAACCCAUCGAGGCCGAUCGCGCCAACAUGGUGGGUGAGGUGAGAGGGGCCAUUGCCCACCAGAAGCAGCGCAGACCCGCUGCUGCCCCACCUGACACCUCCCCCGGCAACCUGGAGCAGCCCCCGGACAACAUGGAGACCCUGUUCACGCUCCAGGCCUGUUCUACCCCCUUUUCUGUACCUGCGGAGCCGGGGCACGGGCUCGUGCACACCAGGGGACCACCCCUGGAAAUUCUGCCCCUGGCAGCCGAGAAAAGGCCUUUGGCCAGAAGCCAGGGGGUUGUGAAGUGUGAGAGCCCAGUGACGACGUUGUGGGCGCAGAACGAGUUGCCAGAUUUUGGAGGCAACGUCCUUCUAGCUCCAGCUGCUCCUGCGCUGCACGUGCCUGUGAAACCGCAGCCGUCAGAAGUGAUUCAGCCUCCGGAUGAGGGUGUGUCCGCUCCACAGUCCCGGCAGCCAGGCUCUGGCCUUCUGCACAGUGGGGACAGCACUGGUGCUUCUGAGAACCUCGAGAACCCUCCCAAGAUGGGAGAAGAGGAGGCCCUCCCGUCCCAGGUGAUGAAAGACACUCAGGACCAGCGUGGCCUCGAGAGAGCCCAGCAGGAGCCAGCACCGCCUCCUCCACAAGGGCCCAAACCGACAUGUUCAGAACCUUCAGACCCGGGAAGUCCACCUGUGCAGGGACAGCCCCAAAACUCAGUCCCACCACCCCCAAGUCCAGCUCCGGCUGACACAGGUCAGCCGCUGCCACCCCGGCCGCCUCGGUCCUCCAGCGCAUCGGUCGCGUCCGCCAGCUCGAGUCAGGCAGCCGUGCGGUCAGACCAGCACUGGCUGCAGCCGCCUGCUCCAGACUUGGCGUCUUACUACUAUUACAGACCACUGUACGAUGGCUACCAGUCCCCUUACCCCUCACCGUACCCACUGGAGCCUGGCGCGGCCCCCCUCUAUUACCAGCAGGACGUCUACGGCCUGUAUGAGCCCAGGUACAGGUCCUACGACAGCACGGCGUCUGCCUAUGCUGAGAACUACCGCUACUCCGAGCCUGAGCGACCCAGCUCCCGAGCAAGUCACUGCUCAGACCGGCCGCCUGCCAGGCAAGAGUACCCCGAAGGUUAUUACGCCUCCAAAAGCGGAUGGAGCAGCCAGAGUGACCACUAUGCGGACUACUACUCCGGCCAGUAUGAGUACGCAGACCCAGGUCGCUGGGACCGGUACCACUAUGGUUCCAGAUUCAGGGAUCCCCGCACCUGUGACCGGAGGUAUUGGUAUGACGCUGGAUACGAUGCGUACAGGAAAGAGAGCUAUGCUUACGGCGACAGCAGGUCCGAGAGGUACGAUGACCCCUGGAGGUACGACCCUCGCUUCACGGGCAGUUUUGACGACGACCCCGAGCCCCACAGGGAUCCUUACGGGGAAGAGGCGGACAGGCACAGCGUGCACAGCGAGCGCUCAGCCCAGAGUCUGCGCAGUAGCUUCAGCUCCCACUCGCGUCAGAGUCAGAUUUACAGAAAUCACAGUGUGGCUGCCGCUCCCUAUGAGGCCCCGCCUCCUCCCGGCUCCUUGCCUGGCGGUUAUGCCUACGGCGCCUACAGCAGUAAUUUUGGCAGUGGCCAGGGCUUCCCGGAGUACGGCUACGCUGCUGAAGCGGGCUGGCCCACCACGGAGCAAGCUCCGUCGAGACCAACUUCUCCGGAGAAGUUCUCAGUGCCUCACGUCUGUGCCAGGUUCGGGCCUGGGGGUCAGCUCAUCAAAGUGAUCCCAAAUCUGCCCUCGGAAGGACAGCCUGCACUGGUUGAAAUUCACAGCAUGGAGACCUUGCUGCAGCACACGCCAGAGCAGGAGGAGCUGCGCUCAUUCCCGGGCCCGCUCGGCAAGGAUGACACCCAUAAAGCGGAUGUUAUUAAUUUCGCACAGAGCAAAGCUACAAACUGUUUGCAGAACCAGAGUUUAAUUGACAAGGAGUCUGCGAGUCUCCUUUGGAAUUUCAUUGUUCUCUUGUGCAGACAGAACGGGACCGUGGUGGGAACAGACCUCGCCGAGCUUUUGUUACGAGACCACAAAACCGUGUGGCUUCCCGGAAAGUCACCCAACGAAGCCAACCUGAUUGAUUUUACUAACGAGGCUGUGGAACAGGUAGAGGAGGAGGAGUCCGGGGAGGCCCAGCUCUCAUUCCUCACCGACAACCAGACUGCCAGCAGCAACACCCUCGAGAAGGAGACGGAGAGGUUCCGGGAGCUGCUGCUGUACGGCCGCAAGAAAGAUGCUUUAGAGUCUGCGAUGAAAAACGCCUUAUGGGGUCACGCUCUGCUGCUUGCAAGUAAGAUGGACAGCCGGACACACGCCCGCGUUAUGACCAGGUUUGCCAACAGUCUUCCAAUCAAUGACCCUUUGCAGACAGUGUACCAGCUGAUGUCAGGGCGGAUGCCUGCUGCGUCCACGUGUUGUGGAGACGAGAAGUGGGGUGAUUGGAGGCCUCAUCUCGCUAUGGUUUUGUCCAAUCUGAGCAGCAACGUGGAUGUGGAGUCCAGGGCGAUGGCCACCAUGGGCGACACUCUGGCUUCCAAAGGUCUCUUAGAUGCCGCGCACUUCUGCUACCUCAUGGCCCAGAUCGAAUUGGGGGUUUACACAAAGAAAACCACAAAACUUGUCUUAAUUGGAUCGAACCACAGUUUGCCAUUUUUAAAGUUUGCAACCAAUGAAGCUAUUCAGAGGACAGAAGCCUAUGAGUACGCCCAGUCUCUCGGGGCGCAGACCUGCUCCUUCCCCAAUUUCCAGGUGUUCAAGUUCAUCUACUCCUGCCGCCUGGCUGAAAUGGGGCUGGCCACGCAGGCCUUCCACUACUGCGAGGUGAUCGCCAAGAGCGUCCUGCUGCAGCCGCACAAGCACUCGCCCGUGCUCAUCAGCCAGCUGGUUCAGAUCGCGUCCCAGCUGCGGCUCUUUGACCCGCAGCUCCGAGAGCAGCCCGAGCAGGAGGCCUUCGUGGAGCCGGCCUGGUUGGCGCAGCUGCAGCGCGUGGACAGGCAGCUCAAGGAGGGCGCCACGGUGUGGAUUCGGGACGGGACCUUCCCCCAGCGCUGUCCCAGCACCCCGAGCUCUGAGGUGGGCCCGUGUGAUGGGCCGGCACUCGGCCCGCCGGGGGGCCCGGGCGCCGGCAAUCCAUUGCUGGCGCCACCUGUGCCCAGCGCUGAGCACCUGGGCCAGGGGGUGCGGCUGCUGCCUUCAGCUCCGCCGACGCUCCCCGCCAGCCAGCCGGCCCUCCCCGCCAGGGUGCCGUUGUUCCCGGUGCCCCCAGCCACGGGCCCCCUUGAGCUGGGGCCCAGCUGUGGACCCCCGGCUGCCUUUGGCUUUCCAGAGCCCUCUGGGCGUGAGCCUGCGGCUCUGUACACGGGGCCUGGCCUGCCCCCUUGCGCACCGACUCUGCAGGAAAGUGAGCACGUGCCCCAGGAGGCCGGGAGCCAGGACCCAGGGGCGAUGCUACCGGAGGCACUGGGUAGGAGCUCACUUCUGGAGCUGAGAGAAGAGGGUUUCGGUGGAAAAUUUACUAACCUGGGCUCCUCCGGCCUGCCCCAGGACUCCGAGGCGCCCCCGACGGGGGAGGGUGCCAGCUCCAGUGCUCUGCAGCCGCCGACGUCUGCUCCAGAAGUGAAGAGACCCGCACCGGCAAACAGGAAAGACACCAGGGAGCCCAAGAAGAGCGGCGAGUCCUGGUUCUCCCGCUGGCUGCCUGGGAAAAGGAGGACAGAAGCUUACCUGCCGGAUGACAAGAACAAAUCGAUCGUCUGGGAUGAAAAGAAGAACCGGUGGGUGGACGUAAACGAGCCAGAGGAGGAGAGGAAGGCUCCGCCGCCCCCACCCAUCUCGCUUCCCAAGGCUCCGCUCGCUGCGCCCCCUGGUCCUGGAGGGCCCCCGAGGGCCUCUGUGAAUAUGUUCUCUAGGAAAGCAGCGGGAGCCAGAGCACGCUACGUGGAUGUGUUGAACCCCGGGGGGCCCCAGCGGAGUGAGCCGGCGCUGGCUCCUGCGGAGCUUUUCGCCCCCCUGGCCCCGCUCCCGAUGCCUGCACAUGUGUUCGGGCCGAAUCCAGAUGCAGAGGAAGUCCCACCUGCAGCGGGGGCCGGCAGGGAAGGGCAGGCGCCUGCGGGCGGUCCGGCCAACGCAGAGCCGGCCUCGGAGCCCCAGGCCUUCAGCUCUGCCCCUUCACUUGCUGGCCCCGAGCUCCCACCCGCCGGUGAGGACGGCUCCUGCAGAGGAGAGCUUUCACGCUGUAGUUCACUGAGUUCAUUGUCACGUGAAGUAAGCCAGCAUUUUUAUCAGGCUCCCAGCGACCACCCCGGGGCAGCCGCACCCUUCUACAGCCCCACUCAGUUUGCACAGGCCUCGGCCCCCUCCGGAGGCUCCAGGAUGGGGAGGAUUGGCCAGAGGAAGUACCCAGCGUUGAGCUAGAAGAGUCCUCACCCUGGAGUAGCAUCUGGAACCCUGAAGCCAUCAUUCUGCUCCAGCAAGAACUCAGAUGGAUCGCCUGCACCGUCCCUGCGUCCCCGAAUGGGCACGCAGUGAUGCCACGUGAUCGAACCUGUACUUCCACCGCCGUCUGUGAAGGGUGGCCCGAGGCAGGUGUGCAGCCCCUGGAAGGUGCUGGCUGGAGCGGGCGCUCUUGGCUCCUCCGUUCCCCAACAGUGAUUUAAGGGUAAAACUGUCUGUCCUGGAAGAGCGUCGUGCCGGGUGAGGCUGGAGACGUCUUUGCUGCAAGAAGGAUCUCGCUCUUGAGGAACCCAGGUGUCUCUGCAAACCUAACCGUGCUUCCCUGCCCCCCAACCCCCACGGGGUCCUUUAAAAUGCUGAGUGAAGAGCAAGCCUUGGACCCAGGAGAGGCCCCACCGCCUUCCUGGCGGCCGUGGGAGGUCCUUUCUGCAUCAAAGUCCCCGAGGAGCUGUGGGCUCGGUGGCAAGAAUUCGGUUAGCUUUCGAGAGAGGCCCGAGUCCCCGAAGCGCAUCUCCGGGCGGCAAAGACGUUUCCAGCUUCUCUGGUGCCCCGUGCGAGCCAGGGGCCCGGCUUUGCCCGUCCACGGGGGGCGGCCCUGCGGCUGUGCCCCCCGCGGACUGGCCCCCAUUGGUCCACCUUACUGAAACUGUCACUGUGACAAGUUGGACGGGGCUUUCUCCAGUCUGUGACGAGCCUGACUAGACACCUCGAGGGGCCACAGUGCCCUCUGUGUCGCCAUCGGCACUGUGCUCUGUCCUGACUGGUCUUCAUGGUGCCGUCCAGUUGCCUUGCUUUCUCUCACCUGGUUGCCGUCCUCUCAGGGUGGUGACAUCUGGAAGAGAGGGCGGAACGGACUGUUGACACACGCUCUGAGUCCGAGGCUCUGUUCUUCCCGCACCAGAUCCGCAGGUAGUGUGCGGCCCGCCAGCCGCGCGAAACCACUGAGGGGACCCUACCCCCGGACUCCGAGCUUUACGGCUUCAUCGACUGUUCAGAAAAUUCCUCUCUCGUUCUUGUUAGGUCUGAAGAGACUACAGAAAAGAUUUAAGUAUUUAUAAGAAUCAUUAGAAAAUAAUUUCUGUAGGUUCCUCCGGGGAGUGUAGUUUGCUUGGGGUCUUAAAUCUAAAUGCAGAAAUGGUCUAACUGUGGAAUCCGUGCAGGCCUCCUGUUUCCCCCCGGGCCCUGGGUCAUCUCAGAAGGGCCACGGAAGUUGUCCCAUGGUGUCGCCCACACGCACGUCUGGGUGCAUUUGUUCACUUGGAGAGAGGCCGGGACUGAUUGACGGGGCAGCAGUCUCUUGUGUCCCUUGGUCCGCGCUCGGGGGGUUCCUGGGACCCCAGACCCUCCUGGCGGCGCGCCCCUGGCUUCCUCUGCCUGGCCUGCCGCCGUUGCCCGCAGCGGCUGCCAGCGACUUUUGAUUCAAGAAGCUCCCUGCGAGGCCAGGCGGGAGCUGCUAUUUUUCCUAAAUGCAAAUUGUUACACUGCAAAUUGGUAAAUAAAGUAUUUUGCGCUCGCAAGCGCUGUCA